Amphiprion ocellaris (clown anemonefish) is the source of this 5762-nucleotide messenger RNA. It is a transcript of the gene plek, whose product is annotated as pleckstrin. The record is from RefSeq and is a predicted model, not a curated record. Gene Ontology annotation, biological process: actin cytoskeleton organization; intracellular signal transduction. Bases 118 to 1173 code for a protein of 351 amino acids. Lineage: Eukaryota; Metazoa; Chordata; Actinopteri; Pomacentridae. Gene Ontology annotation, cellular component: plasma membrane. The transcript has 9 exons.
AGGCAGAGAGAGAGAUAGAGACAGCGCGAGCGAGAGCUGGUGAAUUGGAUGGGAAACAUUUUUGACAGUCGCUAAAAAAGUGACAAGUUGCAAACGACGGCAGCAGAGAGCAGAGAAAUGGAGCCACAAGAGAUCAGAGAAGGAUACUUGGUGAAAAAGGGUACAGUGCUUAACUCCUGGAAGGCAGUGUGGGUGGUGUUGUCUGAGGAUGGUGUGGAAUUCUAUAAAAAGAAAACAGAUCGUUCACCGAAAGGAAUGAUUCCACUGAAGGGAGCCACACUCAUCAGUCCUUGUCAGGAUUUUGGCAAGAGGACGCUGGUUUUCAAGAUCACCACUGAGAAGAAGCAGGAUCACUUCUUCCAAGCCUCGCAUGUGGAGGAGAGAGAGUUUUGGGUGAAGGACAUAAAGAGAGCCAUUACCUGCCUGCAGGGGGGGAAAAGGUUCGCCAGAAAGUCCACAAGACGCUCCAUACGGCUGCCUGACGCAGUAAAUCUGAAUGAGCUGUACCUGCUGAUGAAAGACCAGGAUGAUGGAGUGAAAGAGUUAAAACUGGAGCAGGAGAAUCGAGUCUUCAACCACUGCUUCACCGGUGCAACAGUGGUUGAAUGGCUGAUUUCAAAAGAGAAAGCGAGAAACAGGCCCGAGGCUCUCAUGUUAGCAACAGGGCUCCUGAAUGAGGGUUUUCUCCAGCCUGCAGGUGACCUGUCAAAAGAAGGAGCAGAGAGCGCUGAGCAAACAUCCUUUUUAGAUGAGACCAAAGCUCUUUACUACUUCGCUGACAGUGGUUUCUUCUGCGAAGGCUACUCCAGUGAUGAAGAUGUGCUUUUGAAGGAAGAAUUCAGAGGAAACAUCGUAAAACAGGGCUGUUUACUUAAACAGGGCCACAGGAGAAAAAACUGGAAGGUGCGAAAGUUCAUCCUCAGAGACGACCCUGCUUAUAUGCAUUAUUAUGAUCCCACAAAGGGCGAUGACCCUCUGGGCUCAGUCCACCUCCGUGGCGCUGUGGUUACAGCUGUGGAGUUUGUACCUGAUGCCAAAAAGUACGACAUUGACGGCAACCUCUUUGAGAUCAUCACUUCAGACGAGAUCCACUACUUCCUCCAAGCCGCUACAGCCGAAGAAAGGAAGGAGUGGAUCAAAGCAAUACAGGCAGUGUCAAAAAGUGGAAAAUAACAGAAGCAAUGGAGCAGCAGGGGAAUAUCUGCCAGCCACAGUUAUGACAUAACAGAAUUUACUAUCACACUGGUGGGCUGUUUCCUUUCAUUCUAGAGUAACUGGAAAACUUAACUCCUCCCACACUAUCAAACUACUGUUACGAAGUUUUUGUGCACUGGAGCCAUGUAACAAAUAUAAUGAAAUAAAAGUAAUAGUUUCUAAAUGAAAUAAUACACUGUUUCAUUUACAGAACACAAAGAUAUGACAACAGUGGAAUAAUGGCUAAAAUAUGAAUAACCAGGUAUUAGUAGGGUAAGUACAGAGGGAAUUGCAAACAAUUAAACAAGCAAUAAGAUUGUAUUCUAUUCUAUUCUGCUCAGAGUAUUUGGGUAGUAUUUGUUCAUGUGAAUUUGGUUAAACACGUAUAAAUAUAAAUAUGCUGCUCUGCAAAACAACAGCGCCUUGCUAUAGAACCUAAAAUGCAAUGAGAUCGUGAAGGGCGGUUACAAGGAAAGCAAGUUUUUUCUUCUUUUUCUCUCUUUUUUUGGGGGCUCAAGGCUUGCUAUUCUCACCACUGUGGUUUUUCAGAUUUCCUCCCUGUUCACUCAUCUUUCAAAAGUUCGAGAUGUUUACAGCUAUCAUACGAGCACACUUGGUUCCUGCGUGUGAAGUUACCCCGAAUCACACUCUGCCUUCGCACUUUCACACUGUCACUUCGUAUCUUACAGGCUCCCUGCAUCUGCGAGAUAAUUUAGCAGUGACAUAAAAACCACUGGCUUGAGCUACAGUAUGACUACGUUUAAAAUUUCAGUUCCAGUGGUGACAGACAAUUUUGGGUUCAUUACAACUUAAGUCUUAUUUUCAUGUUUCCAUUACUUCUGUUAGUUGGAUGCGUUUUGUGUUGACAAAGUAAUUUGCUGAGAGACUGAGAAUGAGAAAACUGAGUCAGAUAGGGCAAUAAAUACAUGCUUCAAGGCAAUCAGGUUUAUAACAAGUCCCCAGGUUAGUCAAACAUGCGGUAAACAGAAGACGUCACACAGUGCUGGUAACCAUUUCCAACUUAUAGAGCUACAAGUAGUUUAAUAAGCUGCUUUCUGUAGAGUUAGUGAAGCUUAUUUUAUCCCAACAGGCCCUUUGAGUGUAUUAUCCCAUUUUUAAAAAAGGAUUAGUGAUUUGCGGUGCAUUGACUUUUGGUGCCCGUUAAUUAGGAGGUGUAGAUAGCUAAACUGGAGACCUGUUGGCAAGGUGUCAGAUUGUCUGCACAGCCUAAUCGCUCCAUUGCUGUUUGAGCAGUUAGUUUGCAAGUUGCUGUUACCACAACAGAAAGGAACGAUGGCUGAAAAGGUUCUUCUUCUUAGAUUUUAGUUUGAUACUAAUCCAAUGUAAAGACCUUAUACUAGUGAACAGUUUGACUUAAAGAAGAGGUGCCAAAUCAUUUUAACAGCAUCGCUCUUAAUGUGUGAUGAGACGCAUGGUCACCCAUCACCCACUUGCUUGUUCACACAUCUGUUUUCUCUCCGCCUACUCUUUAGUACAGAACAGAGGAUUGUGCAGAGUAAGGUGGGGGACACAGACAGGAAAUAAUUUGAAAAAUAUGCAUUUAAGUUCUAAUUUAGAGUGGAAUUAUGAGGAUUUGAUAGCUGUGACGCUUUUUAAAUGUUCUCAUUUUUGUAAAAAGGAAGGCCCAAGCUAUGUCUGGCUUGAAAUGCAACCUUUCUGGUCAUUCCUAGAAUCUUUUGUUUGUCACUAAUGCAUUAUUUGGUAUUUUUCUAAGAGUUAUUUUGGGUUUUUUUUUAAGGUCGUGUUAGUGUUUCUAAGAACCCAAAUGAAGAUGAAUCAAUUUAAACGACAUUUUCUAAUUGAAUCAUUCAUUUAGGCUCUAAUCAAAAAACAUACAUCACUGUGUGUUUUACAGUUUUAACACAGGAGGGCACUAUAUGUCAACCUGAGAUUGCUGCUGUGAGUCUUAACAAAGUAGGAUCUUGCACCCAAUGGUUCAUGGUCAAUUUGGAAAACAUGGCAGAAAGUAGAUCAAACUUAUCACACUGAUUUGCACGUUUAUGGAUGCAUGCUGUGAAAUGUUAACAAUCCUAAUGAAAAACACAAGCAGGUAUAUGCCGUGCGUCCAUGAAUUAUACUCAACCUUUCAGUUAACCCCUUAUACAUUCCUUCCAUUAACCUUUAUAUCCAUAUUGCACACAGGUUUGGCAAUUUGCACAUUUAAAAUAACAAUUUGAGUGUCCUAACCGCAAUCAAAUUGAUACAAUUAAUCAAAAAACACAUCCUCAUUCACUGGCACAUAGCUCUAUAAAAGCUGUGCUCGUGUAAAUUUGGAUGCUGUGCACAGUAAAAUGACUCAUAACGGUUUUCACAGACAUUUGACAUGUGGCGAAGAGGUGUGAAUGAUUCAGGAAAAACAAAUAAAAACAAAGGUUACAUCGUGUUGCUCCAGUUAAACCCCCCUGCCAAGUUAUAAAAUAGAACACAAACAAGGGCCAAGUAGAUACAGAACAGAUGCAGAGCCCACCAGCAUGGGAGGAAAAACACAAAUAAUUCAGCAUCUAAAUGUCCCGCUGUCACUCUCUUUUCUAAUAAGAAAAUAAUAAGCGGUAACGGUGGCAUAUUAAAUCACAGCACCAAGACGCAGCAGCUCUUUCGGUGACAGUGUAAAACAUUGAUCCUGGAGGAGGAAAAAUAGCUCCUCACACUAUUCGGCUGACAGAUCUUUUCAGUAUAACUGAAGGAGAUUGUGAGCUUUUAUUAUAAUAGACCACUAGCUAACAUAAGACUAAAGAAUAAUUGAUACAUGGUAAUUUUCUGAAGCAGAUUUACAAUAUUUCUUUUUAUAAGAAAAAUGACUAUUGUGGUCAUGCAUUUUAUGUUGAUAAAACCAUAUGAUGAUACAACACAUAAUGUGUCUAAUAGUAAAGCUUAGCCAAACACCAUAUCAAGUGCAUGUCUGUGGGUUUUACAAAUUGAUUUAAGAGCUUUUUUGAGCCUCCCUCUGCAGUCAGAAACAACAUGUGUAAAAACUGGGAAAAAUCUAUAAAACCUCCCCCAGUGUAAAAUGGAAUAAAUAAAUAGACAAGAAAUGGUAAGAGUGUAAAAAAACAGCUUUUCUUGUGGAUCUAUUUGAAAAUUGCUUUUCAUUUUUCACAUUUUAUCACCAGAAAUCAUAGAGGGAUAAGUUCAAAAUGUAAUGUGGGAAAGAAAAAUGAGCUUUUCAGAAAAACCCACAAGUUGCCUUCUUCCAGCAACAUUAGGAGGCCAGUUUUUGCUGCCACCAACUGUCACCACCUUUGAAUUGUAUUGUAGGUGAUGACAAAAUGCCAUUUUUUCUCUUUGACACACAGCAAUUUAUUGUUUCUGGAGUCAGUCAUCAAGUCUAAAAUCAUGAUUUGUUUCACUGAGCCACUGGCUUAUGUUUUUUCAAUAGGUAGCAUUUACAGUGUAACCCUAUAAAAUCACUAUAUUGUAUCCAUACAGCUGUUUGACAGCAGAUGCAGAAAGAUCUGCCAAUGAUGACACUUUUAGUGUGUAAAGCAUGAAUGAGUUGGAUAGUGGGACUCAAGGCAACAUAAUAGAGUUUCACCCUGCUGACACCAAACACAGUUACCAGUCAUGCUUUUCAAAACACUCUGGGCACAAAGCCACAAAUAUUUCCAGAAGAAAACAGCACUGUAGAGUUUGGAUGCGGUCCAACCACCAUUCAACUAAAUUGGAGGAAGUCAAACACCUUUCAAGUGUUCACCGUAAAAUGGAAAUUAAAAGAAAAGUUUGAUGUACGAAGAAAAGCAUUUUCAGCUUUACCUGCCAUCAUGUUGACUUGGUGUCAGAAAUGUCAGGCAGCUUCUGAAUCAUCCCUAAAGUUUUGGGUUUUUAAGAGGAGUUUUCUGACCGGUAUAGAACAAAGUUUACCUCAUCUUCAACAGGCUCCCCAAGUCUUUUAGAUAAGUCUGCUCCCAAAUAACAUAGCUUUUUAGAUUGGAUCUGUACCCUGCUGUUUGAUCACAGUUUAGCUGCUGCCCAGGUGGUGUACUUCAAAGCUCCUGAGACUGCAAGAUGAAAAUCUUCCUUUAACUGUUCAACAGACACUAUGCCUGUAAGAGUAGAGCUGUCUUUAAUAAACAGCAUUUAGAACAUGGGUUUUCUUUGUUCUAAGGUAAAAGAUGAUGUUGUCUGACUUAGCUAAUACAUUUUAUGCCAAAAACAACACAGGUUCUUUAUGGAAAUAUACAGCCAGGGAACUUCAUCAACAGAAAUUGUGGUAUACCAUGAAAAAAUUUAUAAAUACUUUACAAAUUCUUAUUGUUUCAGAUUAUAGCUCCUUCUACUUGCAUGACUAAUAUUCUAUUUGCAGAGAGUAGGUGAUACUGUUUUGCAAUAUGCAUAAUGAGACACUGCUUUGUCUUAAAUGACACACGUAUUCAAUAUUCAAUGCUAAAUUGCAGUUCAAACACUGAUAAAAAAAAACUGGGGUUGUAGCAAGUGUGACAGCUUCUUUAAACGUCCUCACACCUUACUGUAUGUAUGUAAUUUAGGCAAAAAGAUACAGAUAUGUAUACAUGUAUAUUCUUUGCCUCCAUUAAAAUAAUGCGUCACCGGUA